Messenger RNA from Zymoseptoria tritici IPO323, 732 nucleotides. RefSeq lists its product as uncharacterized. The annotation marks the transcript as partial. The record is from RefSeq and is a predicted model, not a curated record. NCBI's taxonomy places the organism in Eukaryota, Fungi, Ascomycota, Dothideomycetes, Mycosphaerellales, Mycosphaerellaceae. The transcript has 6 exons.
GUCUUCGAGGACCAUGCGCCCAACGUCGCGGCGGCGAUCAUCAUUCUGUCAUUCAUAUCUUGCAUUGUGUUUCCUUUGCGAGUGUAUACGCGGAUCAAGUUUGGCUCCUGGGGAUUCGAUGACUGGGCAAUGACCAUUGCAGUGAUACCAUAUGCCGCCCUCAGCGUCUUCUGCCUCGGAGGUGCUUUCCUCGGCAUUGGAGUCCACAAAUGGCAUCUCGAUGAAGCACAAACCGAGACAGCAAUGAUGUGGUUCUUCUUCUUCGAAAUCUUCUUCUGCGUUGCCAUAAUUCCCAUCAAGCUCUCCAUCGCCUUCAUGCUCAUGCGCAUCGCCGGUCCGAAACGAAUCUACACCACCAUUCUCUGGGUCGUGACGGUGCUUACGCCUGAAGGGCAGUGUUUGCCGACCAAGGAUCUGGCGGAUAUCUACUACGCCGAUACCGCGGUGAAUAUCAUUACUGAUUGGUGUUGUGCUCUGCUACCGAUCCCACUCCUCUGGAACCUCCAACUCAACACCAACGCCAAAAUCUCCGUCGGCUUCCUCCUCAGUCUCGGCGUCCUCGCCAGUCUCUCCGCUUGCAUUCGAUUGCGCUACACCGUCAAUUUGAACAACACCGAUGACUACCUCUUCUCCGUCGGCGAUGUCGUAAUUUGGGGCUAUGCCGAGAACGGCGUCGGCUUCAUAGUAGGCUGCAUCGCCACUCUCCGCCCCCUCUUCCGCGGCCUCUUUCAC